This is a messenger RNA of Vidua chalybeata, 1573 nucleotides long. It is a transcript of the gene RELB, whose product is annotated as RELB proto-oncogene, NF-kB subunit. Gene Ontology annotation, biological process: cellular response to stress; response to cytokine; innate immune response. The transcript is spliced from 10 exons. Gene Ontology annotation, molecular function: DNA-binding transcription factor activity, RNA polymerase II-specific; RNA polymerase II cis-regulatory region sequence-specific DNA binding. The record is from RefSeq and is a predicted model, not a curated record. The coding region runs from base 24 to 1472 and encodes 482 amino acids. NCBI's taxonomy places the organism in Eukaryota, Metazoa, Chordata, Aves, Passeriformes, Viduidae. Gene Ontology annotation, cellular component: cytoplasm.
AUUUGGAAAUCCUGGAGGAGGUGAUGAAGGAGGACGGCUUCCAGCCCGAGCUCGCUCCCGCGGCUCCCCGAGCCCUUCCCAAGCUGGUCCCGCGCGGCUCCGAGCCCCGCGAGCCCCGGGAGCCCCGGGAGCCCCGGGAGCCCCGGGAGCACCGGGAGCACCGGGAGCCGCCGCUGGCCCGGAGCCUGCGCGGGCUCUCCCUGGGCCCGUGCCCGGCGCAGGAAAAGCUGGAAAAGCUGGAAAAGCCGGGAAAGCCGCGCCUGGUGAUCACGGAGCAGCCGAAGCAGCGCGGGAUGCGCUUCCGCUACGAGUGCGAGGGGAGAUCGGCCGGGAGCAUCCUCGGCGAGAGCAGCACCGAGGCCAACCGGACCCUGCCCAGCAUCGAGCUGCUGAACUGCCAGGCCAUCCCGGAGGUGGCGGUCACGGCGUGCCUGGUGUGGAAGGAUUGGCCGCACCGCGUGCACCCGCACGGCCUCGUGGGCAAGGACUGCGCCCAGGGGCUCUGCCGGGUGCUGCUGCGGCCCCAGAGCAACCCCCGGCACAGCUUCAGCAACCUGGGCAUUCAGUGUGUGAAGAAGAAGGAAAUCGAGGGCGCCAUCGAGAAGAAGCUGCAGCUCGGGAUCGACCCCUUCAAAGCGGGCUCCCUGCGGAACCACCAGGAGGUCGAUCUCAACGUGGUCCGGAUUUGCUUCCAGGCCUCGUUCCGGGACCGCGCCGGGAUCCCCCGGAGCCUCAGCCCGGUGCUGUCCCAGCCCAUCUUCGACAAGAAGUCGACGACGACGUCGGAGCUGCGCAUCUGCCGCAUGAACAAAGAGAGCGGCCCCUGCACGGGCGGCGAGGAGCUCUACCUGCUCUGCGACAAGGUCCAGAAAGAGGACAUCGCGGUGAUUUUCCGCAAGGAGCCCUGGGAGGCGCGGGCGGAUUUCUCGCAGGCCGACGUUCACCGCCAGGUCGCCAUCGUGCUGCGCACGCCGCCCUACGCACACCUGGAGCUGCGCGAGCCCGUGCAGGUGGAGGUGUUCCUGCAGCGCCUCACCGACAGCGUCCGCAGCGAGGGCUUCCGCUUCACCUACCUGCCCCGGGACACCGACGCGUACCGGGUGCAGGUGAAGCGCAAGCGGGGAAUGCCCGACCUGCUGGAGGAGCUCUCGGGGACAGACCCGUUUGGGAUCGAGGCCAAGCGGAGGAAGAAGCCCCCGGGGUACCUGGAGCACUUCAUCCCCCUGGGCCCCACAGACGCGCCGUUCCCCGCCGAGCCGGAGCCGCUGGAUUCCCUUCCCCCGCUCUUCGCCCCCUUCGCCCCCGCGGCCCUCGGGCCCUUCGCGCCCCGGGCGGAAUUCCCGGAGUUCCCGGAAUUCCCGGAAUUCCCGCUUUUCCCGGGCCCCGAGCUGCUGGCCGAGCCCCCCGCCGGGGACCCCCCCCCCAUUUCCAGCCUGGUGGGCUCCCACAUGUUCCCGGGGGGGGAGGGCUGAGCAUUCCCAAAAAAAUAACCCCCCAAAAAUUCCCCAAAAUCCUCCCAAAAUCCCCCUCGAAAUUCCCCAAAAUCCUCUCGAAAUUCCCCAAAAUCCUCUCA